Molecule: messenger RNA, 261 nt
Organism: Miscanthus lutarioriparius
Lineage: Eukaryota; Viridiplantae; Streptophyta; Magnoliopsida; Poales; Poaceae
Source: the annotation of a GenBank genome assembly
AUGGCAGGUGCAGCCAAGGCGUCGUGGAUGGUGGCAAUGAGCGUGGGCGCCGUGGAGGCGCUCAAGGACCAGGCGGGCCUCUGCCGCUGGAACUACGCGCUGCGAUGCAUCCACCGGACCGCCAAGGCCAACGUGCGCAGCAGCUUCGCCGCGCAGGCCAAGAAGCUGGCCCCGGCGGCGGAGAAGAAGAGGCGGGUGGACAAGGCCGCGGAGGAGGGGAUGAGGACCGUCAUGUACCUCAGCUGCUGGGAACCUAACUAG